GAAUCCCUCUGACAGCUGCCAGGUCCCACGCAUUUUUGCGUUUGAGCAGGAUGACCUAAAUAUGUCGGAAACAAUACAAUCGAAAGAGACGGAAGAAGCCAAUCAUGAUCAAGACGCCGGUGAUGAUGCAGACAAGGAGCCGCGCGUGCGCCGUAUCGACAACAAUCUGAGAGAGGGAAGCGGCGUGAAGGGCGGCGAAGUGACUGAAGAGGCAAACACGCAAGGAAUGGCAAGACCUGGAGCUGAUUAUGAGUGGCAGGGUCGUAAUGGUCGCCACGACCGCCACGACUAUGUAGGCAAUGAUGAUAUGAGUGAAGCGGAAAGUGCUGGAAGAUUGAGUGGAUCGGCUCUCGUUGACUCAUGCUUGAAAAUACUUUACGAUCGAGGCUUUGAUGCUGAUGCACAAUUGGAGGACUCGGAUGACGAGUUUGCUGAAAUGGGACAAGAUAGUUGGGAGCAGGAAAUGACAAGAAGCGGUGAUCUUGCAGGUGAAGGACAAGAUGUUAACAGACCCGCUGGAUACGUCACGACCAACAAGCAACCAUCACGCAACGCAUCAUCUCACGCAUCUAAUGCCAUCCAUCCAGCUGGUUACGGAGUGAUGAGCAGCUUACCACCCGAUCUGAUGCGACCGAUGGAAGAAAUGGCGCCAAGACAGCAACCGCAGCAAGCAUAUCGAGAUAACCGCACUGGAAGUCGUUCACCUGCACACGAGUUAGAUGUGGAGAGAUACCACAACGGUCAGAGACAACAACCUCAAUACCGUGAAGCUGUGAAUGGCUAUCCAUAUGACCCGUACUAUGACGACUACAGCGACCCAGACAGUCCGGUGAAGAAGCGUGAUCCUCGUUAUCAACAGACGUAUGGACGACGAGACAGCGAGAGCAGUGGGCAUGACUCUAUUCGUAAGCCGAGCUUGAGUUCGUAUGAAGAUCAUUCGAGUGAGUGGAGCGACCAGGGAACGGGAAAACGGACAGGCAAACAGUAUGAUGCAACAGACAUGGAGGACGAACGAUUUGAGCAUGAACCCAACCUUCAGGAGGUCAUUGAAUAUCUCAACUCGGACGACUACAGACGAGUUGCACAUGCUGCUGGUUACCUACAGCAUCUCUCAUACAAGAAUGAUGCAAUGAAGGCAAGAAUCAGAAGUCUUGGUGCCAUUCCCAUUCUGAUUGAUCUACUGCGAGGCAGUCACCUUGAAGUUUCUCACGCUGCAGCUGGCGUGCUACGCAAUCUGUGUUACGGCAGGGCAAAUGAUGACAACAAGCUUGCUGUGUGUGCUGAAGGAGGAUUUCCUGCUCUAGUACAGUUACUGAUCAAAGCACAUUCGAUAGAGGUGAAGGAACUCGUAUGCAGCGUACUGUGGAACAUCUCAUCAUACGAACCAUUGAAAGAAGACUUACUGAAUGACGCACUGGAAGUGUUGAGUCAGACUGUGAUAGUACCCGAAUGUGGCUUGCAGGCAGGUUUUCAACUGACAAGCAAUGUGGUUGGAGAGCUCACUAACACAGUCUUACUCAGGAAUGCAACGGGAGUUUUACGAAAUUUGUCUUCGGCCAGUGAUCAAGCUCGAAUAAGGAUGAGAGAUUGUGGUGACUUGGUGGAUGCGUUGUUGUACACGAUCAUGUCGGCAGAGGGAACAGCUGAUGUUGACUCAAAGACAGUCGAGAAUUGUGUUUGUAUCCUUCGAAAUCUUUCCUACCGUUUGGAAAACGAAAUUCUCCCUCAGCUAGCAUCCGAAGUUGUAGACGAGGAAUGGGAGCGAGCGCAGGCACAAGAGAGAACACAAUACGAAGCAGAAAAGAAGAAAAAGGGAAAGUCGUCAACAGGAUGCUUCGGAUCAAGUAAGCCUCGACGCAAGAAGACAAGUGCAAGCGAAAGAGGCAGAAUCGGCACUCAUCUUGAUCAGUCGGGAUUCGGUGGAUCUCAACUGUGGUUGGACUCUACAAGCAGCCGACCAAAACGAACACAAGCCGUCUACGGACAGGCAAUGCUGUGGCAACCAGAGGUUAUCCUACCAUAUCUGAUGCUACUGAAAGACUCAUCGAACAACGUGACUCUGGAAGCAGCCGCAGGUGCCUUACAGAACCUCAGUGCUGGAAACUGGAAGUGGUCUGCGUUCAUACGAAAUGCUAUCAGGAAGGAAAAGGGUUUGCCCAUUCUUAUUGAGCUGCUGCAGCUGCCUCAUGAUACCGUUGUGAGAUCGGUAGCUACUGCACUGAGAAACAUGGCUGUCGAUCCGAGAAACAAAGAACUGAUUGGAUUGAAUGGAAUGAAACGGCUGUUGUCUCUAUUGCCGGGCAGCAACAGCACACAACUAUCGAACAACACGAUUGCUGCCGUUCUGUGCACGAUACAGGAAGUGAUUACAAGGAAUCCAGAGAAUGCAAGAUUGAUGAAAGGUAUGCAAGGCAUUCAGAGAAUCGUUAGUCUUGCAAAGUCACAGCAAGAGUAUCUACCAAAAGUCGUACAGACUGCCAAUCAGAUCUGUAUAACUCUAAACAAUGUGAAAGACUUGCGUGUGAUUCUCAAGAAGGAAGGUUGGAACGUGAACGACUUCCAGUCGAGCGUAAUGACGGAUUACGACGAUGGAGCAGCAGCAGCAGCCGUUCCCAAUCCUGACGUUGCGCCUGCUCAAAGCCUGAAACGUCACGCAUCAACAUACAGCCAAUACAGAGAGAGGGGAUCAAGAGGAGACAAGGGGCAGUCACCAGCAUCAGGAAUAGACGAUCAAGAAGGCAUGAACGCGGAGCAAAGCAACGGCAAACUACCGAACGCUCAUGAUCAUGCAUCUCGCGCACAAAUACAAUACAAACACCGAGAUUCGUAUGAAGCACCGGUAGCAUCCGCACGUGAAGGUUUCCCUGAAGACAUGGUCGGUCUCUACCCGCCGUACAGCUACAGCAACAGACAGAGAGAGACAGAAGGUCAGACGGAGAGAUACCGACGACACCAAGACCACGGAUACCAACCGGACGACAGACGAAGACAAGACGUAACGGAGGAAGGCGAACCAAUGGAUGACGACACGUGGGUGUGAGGUGAGGUACAUCAUGAUGGAAGUCAAUGUAAAGGCCGCACGCUGAACGUAUUAAUUUGUGUAAUAUUUUAUGAUUCAAUGCGUGACAGACACAUUGCAAGGUAUGGUAAAUGAGACUAUAGUAGAGUAUGGUAUGGUAAGACAGUCGACGCACACGCAUUUUGGUUUCUAUGACACACAUGAUUAGUGGCGUAGCUUUGUAACAACAUGCUGUAGUCAGGUGUUAUACUAUGAGCACUUCUCUGUAGUGGAAGGUUUGUUUGCUCAGUUGAAUUUAUCUAAAGAGUUCUUUGAGAUCGAA
This is a messenger RNA of Corticium candelabrum, 3341 nucleotides long. Its product is annotated as catenin delta-2-like. Gene Ontology annotation, molecular function: cadherin binding. The transcript has 22 exons. Gene Ontology annotation, biological process: cell-cell adhesion; cell-cell junction assembly. Gene Ontology annotation, cellular component: plasma membrane; adherens junction; cytoplasm. Bases 62 to 3040 code for a protein of 992 amino acids. NCBI's taxonomy places the organism in Eukaryota, Metazoa, Porifera, Homoscleromorpha, Homosclerophorida, Plakinidae. The record is from RefSeq and is a predicted model, not a curated record.